UGAUAGUUUCAUUGUAGAGGGCGUGGAGUUACCGAGCCAAUGUCAGUCUUCCCGGUCUAUUCAGUGAUAUUUUUCAUUUUCCCCACUGUCCUGUUCGAUUCCUGCUUUCCCAGUUCUGCGCGUCCUGUUGCGGGUUGAGGUUGUAGGUUUAUCGGGAGUUAAAAAGUGUUUUCUAAAAUGGCGUUCAAUGGAGAUGGCCCACAAAAUAAAAGACAGCGGAUAGAAACGGAAGCUAUUAACAGAGUGCAUCAAGGAAAUUUCGGAAAUAACGAGGAACCCAGAAGAAAAGGCCAGGAACCUAGCAAACCAAAUCACAUCCUUUUGUUCACAAUCAUAAACCCCAUGUAUCCAAUCACAGUGGACGUUCUACACACAAUAUGUCAAUCCAGUGGACAGGUAUUAAGGAUCGUGAUCUUCAAGAAGAACGGCGUCCAAGCGAUGGUCGAAUUCGAUAAUAUAGAAUCAGCAGUUAGGGCCAAAGAAGCGCUGAACGGAGCCGACAUAUACUCAGGAUGCUGCACUCUCAAGAUCGAUUUUGCCAAGCCGGAAAAACUAAAUGUUCAUAAAAACGACUCGGAAAGCUGGGACUACACAACCACACUACUAAAAGAAAAUACGAACAACGGACGGCCGCAACCAUUACUACAGGAACCACAUUUCGGAUCAAGGCCACAACCCUACAAUCGUUUCCCCUCCGAAACACACAGAUUCGAGGAGAUGGGUCCGGGCUUCCCGGAGCAGUUCGGCAAUGAAAACUUCAGAAAAAGUCAACCAGUGGCAAAUCCGGAAUUCCGCGAACAGAGGAACACCCAAUUCCAGCAGCCUGGCGCCGUUCUGAUGGUCUACGGUUUGGAUCCUUUGCGCACCAACGCCGACAAACUCUUCAACUUGAUGUGUUUGUACGGUAACGUGGUUAGGAUCAAAUUCCUCAAGUCCAAAGAGGGCACGGCCAUGGUGCAGAUGGGCGAUAACGUGGCCGUCGAAAGGUGCGUCCAGAACCUGAACAACAUCACAGUGGGCUGCACGGGCGCCAUACCGCCAUCCGCGACCAACAACAUCAACAACGAGAAGGCCGCAGAGGAGCACAAGAUCCAGCUUGCGUUCAGCAAACAACCCUACUUAAGCGAGGUGACGAACCCCUAUCCCUUGCCGGACAAGUCGCCUUCCUACAAGGAGUACGCCACCAACAAGAACAACAGGUUUAUGAACGCCACGAUGGCUAGCAAGAACAGGAUCCAACCUCCCAGUAAAAUAUUACACUUUUUCAACACCCCACCCCAGGUCACAGAGGCUGAAUUGAUCCAGGUGUUCAAGGACUACGACGUCGUACCACCUAAGGCAGUGAAACUAUUUCCCAUGAAGUCGGAGAGGUCGAGUUCUGGUCUCCUGGAAUUCGAGACGACGACAGAAGCAGUUGCAGCGGUCAUGGCAUGCAACCACGCCGCCAUUGAUAGUCCUGGUACCAAAUUCCCCUUCAUAAUGAAACUGUGUUUCUCAUCUUCGAGAAGUAUGUCAAUCAAAAACGGCAACGACAAUGUUGAUGGCACCGGAGAUCUUCGUCUGAAGCAAGACUAAGGGCUACUGUACCCCAUCAACACCUACCAAUACAUAUCUUUUCCAUAUUUAAUAUAUCCUUUAUAAUAUUAAGGAGAGACCUUCGUUAUUUUUAGGUUCCGAACGUCAGUUCCUCUGUUCUUGUUGAAAGAGUUAAAAUACAAAAUUGCCAUUUUAUUGAUAGUGUAUAAUUUGAUUUGAUCAUCAAAAUGAAACGAACAUAUUUUGUAGACAUAUCUGAAUUUAUCGAUGUAAAUUCAUUGUAAUUGUUAAUGUUAUAAGAUAACUUUGAAUUUUUAUCUCUGCAACGACAUAGGGUGUAAUAAUUUAUUGUUCAAGACAAGAUUUUAUGUGAUGUGAUUGUGUGUAUAUUGGUCUUACAGACUCUAAGCGCACCGUCAACAGAGGUAUUAAUAGGUAUUAUUAUGGUUGAUCUUUAUUAUAUUCUUUGGAAAUUGUUAUUUAUAUUUAUUUUUAUCGUAUUUUUAUAUUUUAUUUAUCUUUUUAUUGCAUGGGCUGGGAUUUCUCCGUGCAAGCCAUCAAGGUAUGUGUUUAGUGCUGUGUUCCAGUAUUGUUUUUCUUUUUCCAGCAAUUGUAAUUGUACUGAUAUUUCAAUAUUUAAUUUUUCGAAUUGAUAUUUCGAUGUAACUCACAUAUCUGGAGCGACCGCUUCAUAUCUGUACUUGUGAUUUCAAGAAGUUAAUAUCAAAAAAAGGGAUACUCCACCUGUUUAGGGUUGGAGCAACAAACUAUAUAAGGGAAAAAAUUGUAUAUUAUUGAAUCGAAAACAAAAACUGUUACGUCCCAGUAAAAUAAUGGAAAUAUCAGAAUGGAUUCGUCUUCCUGAACUGUAUUAUAGAAAGUUCGAUGGAAACUCAGAUCGAUGUCAACUGGAACCUUGUUGUUCCUGCUUUUUAGCAUUUUUCAAAUGGAUGUGUUUUAUUGUGAAAUUGCAGGACUCCGUAUUUCUCGUGAAAGAUAGUUAUCUUAUUGCCCACUUGAUUUUUAUUUAUUUAAUUUUUUCUAUUUUAUGAUUUGUUGAUCUUUUAACUGUUAUUCUUUGUUGUUUCACUAUAUAUCUUCUAGUUAUUCAAUUUUCAAUUUUAAGAACGGCAGCUGAGUGCAAAGACAGGGUUUUGCGUUCGUUUUAAAAGACAAUUCUUCGGAAUUUAUUGUUAGUAGAUAAGAAUUUUUGUUUAUAUGUAUCUAUUUUAUUCAGAUUUGGAUUUUUUUCUGUUAGUAUUCGAUUGACUUCAAUAUCGUUUGAAUCGUAUUGUUUCAAUUGAUUUACCCCUAAAUGGUGUAAGAUUUAAUUUAAAUUUAGUAAUUAACAGAAAUGAGGCGUCCUUCAAUUCUUAUUUCGAAACGUAAAAAAGACAUUAUGAUAGUCAAAAUGAAAAAAAUAGUAUUAUUCAUCGUAAUGUAGGAAGUAGCAUUAUUUUGUAUAUUCAAAAAUAUUUUCCUAUGAGGAGAUGAUCUCAAAUCAAGGACUGGAACUGCAUGAAAGAUGUUUUCUCCCCAAAAAAAAGCACCAACUGAUUUCCACAAUUGACCAAAGGCUUACUUAAGAAUUUCCCAGGUUUGAGGUUAUCUCCCCCUCUUUUUAGAAUAAUAGCCCGUGUUGUAGGAAUCAGGAUGAAAGUAGUCCAUCUUAGAAUGAAAAAAAAAUGAAAAAUCCUUUCGAUUCAGCCAGACUCUAAAAUUUAAAAUAUUAAAAGCAGAAAUGUUUUUGAUGAAACAAAGAAGUAUUUUUCAGUGUUACUUUGUUUCGUGGAUCAUUCGAUCAAAAGCAAAGCUGCUGGUGCUAACCUAAGUAUUAAUAUCUGUCAUAAGUGUCAAUUUUCUGACAUUUGGAGUGUGUCAUUGGCUCUCUCAAUUUUUUUUUGUAAUAUUCCAUGAGUUUGGUUUAUUUUUGAUAUCUAUAAAUCUAUUUACUUCUUAUGGAGAAUUCAGCAAAUAUUUAUCAACACUUCAAAUGUUUGAAAAACUUGACCAGACAACAAUAAAUGAAGAGAAAUCUUUUUUAUACUUUUCCAAAGUUUCAUAUCAAUAUCAUUUCAUUUCCCAAAUUUGUUGUUGAUUGUAUAUAAUAUCCAGCAACUUACUGCUUUUAAUCAGUGGCAUCAAGAAAGUUAAAAACCACAAUAUAUAUUGUAUUUCCCAUGGAAAACCAUUUCUAUCGAAAACCACUGAAAUUCUAAAACGUUUCAUCAAGAUAAUCACUGUACCAAAGUGUAAACUUUCAAGUCUGGCUCGAAAUCGAGAAGAAAUACACGUCUUUGUUUUUAUUUGCAGUGUAUAACAAAUACCUAUUGAAUGUAAAUGUCGUAACAAAAUAUAUUAGUUGAGUCAAUUAUCUGUGCCUCUAGCAGUGGUAGCCUUUUCCAUAACACAUUCUCCAAUCUCUAAAAGCAAACUUUCCUCUUGUCUCUCUUGCGCUGUGAUAGAUUAAAGAAGAUGUCUUGCUUCGGUGUUAUCUGUGCUUUUUUAUUUCUUUUAUCGUGUAACGGAUCGGUAAUGAGAUAUGUUUGGAUAGAACAAAAUUUAUCGUUGCAAUACAUGGUUCGUUGUAUAUUUUUUCUGAAUAAUUUUAUACAGCAUGAGUUUUUUCAAUUGUACAGAUAUCUCAACGAGGUAAAAUUUGUUUGUAUGUUCUUAGUAAACUCGCGACCAAUUGUGUUAAUGUUCGAAAUUCUUUCACCCAUUAAGAGUUAAAGCUAUUGUGGAUGUUUUAGACUAUAUUAGAUUAUGGUGAAGUUCUAUUUUUUGUAUGCUCUGGGAUUACAAUUCUUUAAGGAUGCUAAAUGGCGAACGCACCAUCUAUUUUAAUAUCUGUACAAAAGAAUAAUUCUCUACUGCUGUAUACUUCGUGGUUUAUAUUUUUAAUUUAAGAUUCUAUCUAUAUUUAAACUUCUCAAUACAUCUUCAGUACAAUUAACCCAAAGAAAAAUACUAGUCCAAUGAGAAUAAUAAUUUUUAAAUCCCUGAUAUGAGAGGAACUUCGACGUUUCAACAAAUAUUCCUUUUCAAUUAGAAAUUUUAACAGUUUUCCUUCAGUAUGUAUCUGACUCGUUUUUAAUUUUUCCAAAACGGGACCAAUCUUUUCUUCGAAGUAUAACCUGAAAUUUUGAGAAUCUUGAGUUCCUCUUGUAUCGAAGGGAAUUCUGUUGUAUAUAGCUUCAUUUUCCAUAUUAUCUAGUCAUAUAUCAGAGGAAAGUUACCGGUUGUAUAUUGAGACGAAAACACGUGAAAUUCCUUGUCGCCGAGAGAGAGAGACAAAUCACACCAUUUCACAAAGCUUACACGUUCAAAAAUACAUAAACAUGCAUCCAUGGACAAGACCACCCAAAACAAAAAACACUUGGAAAACAAUUAAUAUAGAUGUACUUAUUUUUCUGAUGGCAUGUGUAUAUAAAUAUACCAAUUGAAGAAUUUUAUUCAUAUUAUAAAUUAUGCGUAGGUGUAUGCCAAAUUUUCUUCUGGCCCUCCAGUCUUGUGGAUCGCACGUGCGAUGCACCUAUUUGUAUCUUGAAAAUUAUUGUUAGAGACGUGCGGUUCACAAAAAUGGAGCGUCUGGAUGUCAGUAUUACUGAGGUCAAUUCAUUUUUUCAAUAAUGUGUAAGAAGUUAUAUUUCGUCGCUAAAAAAAAGUAAAUUGUAAAUGAGGAA
Messenger RNA from Harmonia axyridis, 5222 nucleotides. RefSeq names its product heterogeneous nuclear ribonucleoprotein L (gene sm). Gene Ontology annotation, cellular component: nucleus. Bases 178 to 1575 code for a protein of 465 amino acids. NCBI's taxonomy places the organism in Eukaryota, Metazoa, Arthropoda, Insecta, Coleoptera, Coccinellidae. The record is from RefSeq and is a predicted model, not a curated record. Gene Ontology annotation, biological process: regulation of RNA splicing. The transcript has 10 exons. Gene Ontology annotation, molecular function: mRNA binding.